AUGGCAGAUCAACCCCGUUGCAAGAUUGCAUUUGCAGAAUUAUCAACAAGCGGUAAAAAGAAAUUUCCCUCGGAUCCGUCCUGUUGUCCAGCAUGCGGAGUCACCGUGAGACCACAAGAACUGGAACAACACUUCGCCCAGGAGCUCGACCGACUUUACAAGAUAUCCUCGGCGGCGUCUCGAACGCGAGCACCAAGAGCGAGUUUGCCCUCGGGACACCCCCAGGAUCAUCCGCACGGACCGAUGCUUCAUGCCCCCUCUUCAGCCGCUGAUGGAACGCCGCAUGGAAGAUGGGAGACUUACAAAAGGAUUAAGGCUAAUAGACAGGCUAGAAUUCGUGUGAAGAAUCGGAAACGAAAAGCGGACGAACCUUCUUGCCCAGUUUGUAACGAGAGAUUAUCUGGUACACCGGAGGAAUUGAAUCAGCAUGUUGAGAGAUGUUUGAACAAACACAACAACGGCAAUCCUGCCGGCCAGAACAAUUUAGACGAAGAGGAAGUUGACGUGGAAGGGGAUGCCGAAACUUUCGAGGAAUAUGAGUGGGCUGGACAGAGAAGAGUGCGAGCUACGUCGAUGCUCGUUGGAGGAUUCUCUGCCGCAGGUCUGGCGACGUCGUCGAGCAAUCGUUCGUCAACCGGUGGAAACGGCGGGUCGAAUCAACAGGAGGACGAAGACGUCGAUCUGGUGGUCGACGGUGACGACGCUGCCGAGUUUGGGCCAGCACAGUAUUCUGAAGCCGACGUGAUUACGCCGCGUAUGGAAGGUACACCGAGGGAGCAGAAGAAAAAAAAUGUGAUCUCGCCGAAUGCCCCCAAUACACCGCACACACCCGAACAAAUCGGUCAAGGUUUGGUCGAGGUGAAGCCUGAACCAGGAACAACCACGCCUCUUGGCCAGAACGAACAGGACGAGGGCGUCGCGGCGUCGCCGAGAAGGGAUGGCGAUACACCGGUGAUCGAAGCCCUCAGAGGCAGAAUUCGAGAACUCGAGGCGGAAAUGCGGAGCCAACCGUACAAGUGUCUCAUCUGUAUGGAACAAUACAAAAAGCCCGUCACUUCUGUAUGCUGUUGGCAUGUGCAUUGCGAGCAAUGCUGGUUACACACGUUGGGUGCAAAAAAGCUGUGUCCACAGUGCAACAUGAUAACGUCGCCUUCAGAUUUGCGGCGUAUCUACAUGUGA
Messenger RNA from Habropoda laboriosa, 1179 nucleotides. Its product is annotated as E3 ubiquitin-protein ligase RNF220-like. The record is from RefSeq and is a predicted model, not a curated record. Lineage: Eukaryota; Metazoa; Arthropoda; Insecta; Hymenoptera; Apidae. Gene Ontology annotation, biological process: protein ubiquitination. Gene Ontology annotation, molecular function: ubiquitin protein ligase activity; metal ion binding.